Molecule: messenger RNA, 1530 nt
Organism: Medioppia subpectinata
Lineage: Eukaryota; Metazoa; Arthropoda; Arachnida; Sarcoptiformes; Oppiidae
Source: the annotation of a GenBank genome assembly
AUGGAUAGCGAUGUGAGCAAUAGUUGCGAAGAGCCGUCGACUUCGAGCAAAGCGUCGUCGUCCUCAUCGACACCGGUUGUGACGAUUGUCACCGAAGACCGGGCCAUGUCUUCCUCGACUUCAAAUAGUAGUAGUAAUAAACGAAAUGGUGGCGAAUGUGUGGUCACAACAACAACAACUGCUGUCCCGACGACCAGUCAGACACCGGAACCGCCGACCGUUCACUCGACGGUUAAACGAAAGUUCCGUUCGCUGAGCUUCGGUCGCCGUAAGAAGACUUUACAGUGUUUUGCAAACAAUAAAUGCAAACAACAGAGCAAUACCUCUUGUUGUGCUAACUGUGAGAAUAGUAAGUGUAAUACCAAUGCCGGGCCCACACGCAAGAAGAAGCACUCGUCGGGAAUGUGGGUUCCGUUUACCAAACUGUGCGCCCGAACCGAGUCGUGCGCUGAUGUGACACAAGCGGAAGCGAGCACGUCGUCCGGCGGCGACGCCUGUGUUUGUACCGCAUAUAAGAAGACGGGAGAAUUGCACUCUCCGUCGGCCAGUGAUGUGCCGCCGAGCGCUUCGACUUCGAAGUUGGAUCGAUUCAAUCGAUUGCACAAUAUUACAGAUAUUGAAUCCAAUCGCGCUUUGAAUGGAUUACGCGCUCGUGAUUUGGCCACAAUCGACGAGUUCUCGUCGACUUCGCGGCCAAUUAAUACGUAUGUGGAGACCAAUCCGAUGGCCUUCAGUUUGGCGAAUGGUAGCAGCGGUAGUGGCGGUGACAGUCCCGUCGCCGGCACGUAUCAACUGCUGGCCAACGGUCAGCGCUCGAGCGAAGUCCGCAGCGUUCAGGUGAAGGUGUCUGAGUUGGCGCUGGCGUUGCGGAGCCAACUGGCGCUGACAGUAAGCCCGUACCCAUAUCUGGCGCGAUGGGGCGAAGUGGCGGAACUGACGCCUGGCUUUCUCAACCGAUUCUGCGUCCGUUCCGACUCGGCUCAGGGCCUGAGCGAUGGCCAACAGAUUCACACGCAAAUCGAUUACAUCCACUGUCUUGUGCCGGAUCUGUUGCAGAUCUCCAACUGUAGCUUCUAUUGGGGCAAAAUGGACAGGUAUGAGGCGGAACGGCUGCUCGACAACAAACCGGAGGGCACUUUCCUGUUGCGCGACAGCGCACAGGAGGAGCACCUGUUUUCAGUGUCAUUCCGGCGCUUCGAUCGCUCACUUCACGCCCGUAUCGAGCAGUGGAACCACGCGUUCAGCUUUGAUUCGCACGAUCCGGGCGUCUACUCGUCCGACACUGUGUGCGGACUUAUUGAGCACUACAAAGACCCGUCUCAUUGCAUGUUCUUCGAGCCGAUGCUAACCAUCCCAUUGCACCGUAACUUCACGUUCUCGUUGCAACACCUGUCCCGAGCGGCCAUCACAUCGCGACUCACGUACGACUCGAUACACGCCAUUCAGCUGCCGAAGCGGCUCAAGAACUAUCUCAAAGAGUAUCACUACAAACAACAGGUUCGCGUCCGACGACUCGACGGCGAUCAUUGA